Phragmites australis (common reed) is the source of this 2807-nucleotide messenger RNA. RefSeq names its product scarecrow-like protein 34. Gene Ontology annotation, molecular function: sequence-specific DNA binding; DNA-binding transcription factor activity. Lineage: Eukaryota; Viridiplantae; Streptophyta; Magnoliopsida; Poales; Poaceae. Gene Ontology annotation, biological process: regulation of DNA-templated transcription. The record is from RefSeq and is a predicted model, not a curated record. Bases 159 to 2315 code for a protein of 718 amino acids. The transcript has a single exon. Gene Ontology annotation, cellular component: nucleus.
GCUUCCAUUCCAUUCCACCAUCUCCAAUUACCCCCUGUCCAUCGCCGCCGCCGCCUUCCUGGAACCUUCGUUCCCCUCCCCUCCGGCCACUUCCUACAAAGCCACAAAGCCCUCCUCCUCCGCUCGCCGCCUCACCUACCCACCCACUCUCCGCCUCCAUGGGCUCCUCCUACGACAUCUCCCCGUGCCUCGGUUCCGGCGUCGAUGACCCCUCCCACUUCUUCUACCUCUCCGACCUCGCCCCCGUCUCCCCGUCCUCCUACCUCGACCUCCCUCCGACGCCUCACCACGAGCAGCAGCAGCUGGAGCAACCCGUCGGCAACGGCGGGGGAGGGACCGCGGGGACGCCGGAGGACCUCGUGCUCCCCUACAUCUCCCGCAUGCUCAUGGAGGAGGACAUCGACGACAAGUUCUUCUACGACUACCCCGAUCACCCCACCCUCGUCCAGGCGCAGCAGCCCUUCCUCGACAUCCUCUCCAAUUCCGACGACACAACCUGCGGCAGCGGCGGCGGCAACAGCUACCACCCCGGCCCCUCCCCCUCCUCCUCCGACAAGUCCGCGCCCCACACCCCCGCCGCCGUCAACUCCUACGACCCGGCCGCCCACUACACCAGCAGCCCCUUCGACCUCGAACCCGCGGCCUUCUUCGGCGCCGGCGCUAACUCCGACCUCAUGAGCUCCGCCUUCCUCAAGGGCAUGGAGGAGGCCAACAAGUUCCUGCCCUCCCAGCACAAGCUCAUCAUCGACCUCGACCCGCCCGAGGACGCCAAAACCUUCCUCCUCCCCAGCGAGGACAAGCUCGCUGCCGGAUUCAACGGCGUCACCUCUGCUCCUCCCGCGGCUCCGGCGGUCGCGGUGAGCGUGAAGGAGGAGGAAGCGGUCGAUGUGGUGCCUGCAGGCGGCGGCGGCCGGGGGCGCAAGAACCCGUACGACGAGGAGGAGCUCGAGCUGGUGAGCGGCAGGAGCAGCAAGCAGAGCGCGAUGCAGGGGGAGGACGACGCGGCGCGGGACAUGUUCGACAGGGUCAUGAUGCCCACCCACGAGAUGUGCGUCGAGCAGAUGCAGAAGCUGCGGAUCGCCAUGCAGGAGGAGGCGGCCAAGAACGACGGCGGGAAGGCUGGGAACGGGAAGGCGAGGGGCCGGCGCGGUGCGAGGGAGGUGGUGGACCUGCGCACGCUGCUCAUCCACUGCGCGCAGGCCGUGGCCACGGACGAUCGCCGCAGCGCCACCGAGCUGCUGAAGCAGAUCAAGCAGCAUGCGAGCCCACAGGGUGAUGCGACACAGCGCCUGGCGCACUGCUUUGCCGAGGGCCUGCAGGCCCGGCUUGCAGGGACCGGCAGCAUGGUGUACCAGUCGCUCAUGACCAAGCGCACCUCGGCGGUGGAUAUACUUCAAGCGUACCAGUUAUACAUGGCCGCCAUUUGCUUCAAGAAGGUGGUUUUCAUAUUCUCAAAUCACACGAUCUACAAUGCCUCCCUGGGUAAGAAAAAAAUACAUAUCGUGGAUUACGGUAUACAAUAUGGGUUCCAGUGGCCAUGCUUUCUGCGACGGAUAGCAGAUAGGGAGGGUGGGCCACCGGAGGUGAGGAUUACUGGCAUUGAUCUCCCCCAGCCUGGGUUCCGUCCAACUGCCCGCAUUGAGGAGACAGGGCGCCGCCUCGGUAACUAUGCCCGAGAGUUUGAUGUGCCAUUCAAGUACCAGGCGAUUGCGGCAUCUAAGAUGGAAUCCAUCCGCAUGGAGGAUCUGAACAUUGAUCCAGAUGAGGUGCUUAUCGUGAACUGCCUGUAUCAGUUCAGGAACUUGAUGGAUGGGAGUGUCGUGAUCGAAAGCCCGAGGGAUAUCGCACUCAAUAACAUCAGGAAGAUGCAGCCUCAUACAUUCAUCCAUGCUGUUGUGAAUGGCUCGUUCAGUGCACCAUUCUUCGUGACACGGUUCCGGGAGGCUCUGUUCUAUUUCUCAGCCUUGUUUGAUGUUCUGGACACAACCACCCCAAGGGACAGCGACCAGAGGAUGCUGAUUGAGCAGAAUUUAUUUGGGCGUGCUGCCCUGAAUGUCAUUGCUUGUGAGGGUGCAGAUCGGGUGGAGCGCCCCGAGAUGUAUAAGCAAUGGCAGGUACGGAAUCAACGUGCUGGCUUCAAGCAGCUGCCAUUGAAUCCAGAAAUCGUGCAGGUAGUGCGAAAGAAGGUCAAGGAUUGCUACCACAAGGACUUUGUGAUUGAUGUAGAUCACCAAUGGCUCCUGCAGGGAUGGAAAGGGCGCAUCCUCUAUGCCAUCUCGACAUGGGUGGCAAAUGAUGCUGGCUCUUAUUAUUAGCUGUUCUUUUAAUCACUUGUCUGAAAAUAUGGAUUUAGCUAUGUUAUCCAGUAUAUCUAGUGGCUGUUAUGUAUGGCUCAGUUAGUAGCCAUGGUUCAAUGAAUUUCAUGACUCAAAGUACGCCUAUUCAGAAUUCGACAUGGACUUGUUUCAUGGGUAGAUUGUUUUGCCGUAUGAACCAGUUCGUGCAGUUCAGGUUCUGAGGACGAUGGGUAACACAAGAAAGAUGUUGGAAUCAGAAAACAGAAACCUUGUAGAAAUCCAUGCUUUGAUGUAAUGUGAAUGUGAAUUAGAUGUUUAUGCAGCCAUGUCGUUGCUUAGUGCUAUGUAGAGUGUAGAUCUAUGUCCUAGCCUGGAUAAUGUUCGCAGCAGCAUCACCUGUGCUUGUGCCUUGUAACUGACACUUGUUGUCCUGUAUCCGAUGCGAUGCUUACUGCACUGUUGCAGACUGUAGCAUGGUAUUAUAAAGUGAUGCAACCAUGGUUUUGUUUA